UGGAAGACUUGUGUUUUUAUUUGAAACGAAUUAAAGAAAACAGGACGGGGCAAAGCUGAUGCUAGAGCAGCAGUGAAUGUGUAUUUUGGCAAGCCACACCCUCAGAAUUACACUUAUGUGCUGUCUGCACAGUACUGGAUUGAUUUGUUUUUCCAGUGACUCAGAAAAGCACUGUGUAGCUCCGACAUUCAGCACUUAGACGUACUGAGCUUACUCCUUAACUUUAGAAGUAAACUAAAACUUAUAGAAAGAUGGUACUGUACCACAAAGAGUUUGAAAAGGCAGGCAAGGCACCUGGUCUUCAGAUCUGGAGAAUUGAGAACAUGGAACUGGCUCCAGUACCAGAUAGUUUCCAGGGCAAUUUCUUUGUAGGGGAUGCCUAUCUUGUCCUGCAUACCAUCAUGCAGAAGGAGGCUUGUUUUUACAAUCUGCACUUCUGGCUGGGCAAGGAGUGCAGCCAGGAUGAAAGCACCUCGGCAGCUAUCUUCACUGUGCAGAUGGAUGACUAUUUGGGGGGGAAACCCGUGCAAUACAGAGAACUGCAGGGAUAUGAGUCUACUGCGUUUACUGGCUAUUUCAAAGGAGGAAUUAAAUAUAAGGCUGGAGGAGUUGCAUCUGGAUUUCAGCAUGUUGUUACCAAUGACUUGUCGGCUGAAAGACUUCUUCAUAUCAAAGGAAGGCGAGUGGUCAGAGCAACUGAAGUCCCCCUCAGCUGGUCCAGUUUCAACAAAGGGGAUUGCUUUAUCGUUGAUCUGGGAGCAGUUGUUUAUCAGUGGUGUGGCUCAAUGUGCAACAAGUUUGAGCGCCUGAAGGCCGCUCAGGUGGCAGCUGGUAUUCGAGACAAUGAGAGAAACGGAAGAGCUCAGCUGAUUGUUGUGGAAGAAGGAAGUGAACCUGGAGAAAUGAAAAAGGUGUUGGGUCGAAAACCAGUACUUCCAGUAGGGGAUGACAAUGAUGAUGAAGUGGCAGAUAUCUCCAACAGGAAACUGGCAAAACUGUACAUGGUUUCUGAUGAAAGUGGAACAAUGCAGGUGACGCUAGUAUCAGAAGAAAACCCCUUUAACCAAAGCCUGCUUCUUUCUGAAGAAUGUUUUAUCCUGGACAAUGGAACAAACAGGAGGAUAUUUGUAUGGAAAGGUAAAAACGCUAACCCUGAUGAGAGAAAGACAGCAAUGAAAACAGCUGAAGGAUUUCUUAAACAGAUGGGAUACCCCCCGAAUACCCAGGUCCAAGUUCUUCCAGAAGGUGGUGAGACUCCAAUCUUCAAACAGUUUUUCAAGGACUGGAAGGAGAAGAAUCAGAGUGAAGGCUUUGGCAAGGUGUUUGUCACAGAAAGGAUUGCAAAAAUCGAACAGGUGCAAUUUGAUGCCUCCAAACUGCACCAAUCCCGUCACAUGGCAGCACAAUACAAUAUGGUGGACAACGGCACAGGAAAAACAGAGAUAUGGCGUGUUGAAAGCACUGGUAGGACCCCUGUUGACCCAAGUACAUAUGGCCAGUUCUAUGGAGGGGAUUGCUACAUCAUCCUGUAUACUUAUAAAAAUGGCCAGAUCAUCUACACCUGGCAAGGUUCCAGUGCAACUAGAGAUGAACUCACUGCGUCAGCAUUCAUGACAGUUCAGCUUGAUCGGUCCCUUGGUGGCCAUGCAGUUCAGGUCAGAGUGUCACAAGGCAAGGAGCCACCGCAUUUGCUAAGUUUGUUCCAAGGCAAACCUCUCAUUGUUUACAAAAAUGGAACAUCAAGAAAAGAGGGACAGACCCCUGCACCCCCCACUCGCCUUUUUCAAGUGCGAAGAAACCUAGAAACCAUCACUCGAAUUUCAGAGGUUGAUUUGGAUGCUAAAUCUCUGAACUCAAAUGAUGCCUAUGUUCUAAAACUCAAAAACACUGGAUAUAUCUGGGUAGGCAAGGGGGCAAGUGGAGAGGAGGAGAAAGGAGCAAACUACUUGACUGAAGUCCUGCACUUCAAAGCAAACAGGAUUGUGGAAGGAGAAGAACCAGCUGUUUUUUGGGAUGCCCUGGGUGGAAAGAAAGAUUACCAAACUUCAGUUCUGCUAGAAAGCAAAACUAUGGAACAUCCCCCACGCUUGUAUGCCUGCUCCAAUAAGACUGGCAGAUUUAUCAUUGAAGAGAUACCUGGAGAAUUCACACAGGAUGAUUUAGCUGAAGAUGAUGUUAUGUUGUUGGAUGUUUGGGAUCAGGUCUUCAUUUGGAUUGGCAAAGAUGCAAAUGAAGUUGAGAAAACAGAAUCUGUUAAAUCAGCAAAGCGCUACAUACAGACCGAUCCAUCCAGGAGAGAUGAGGGAACCCCAGUCGUCAUUGUGAAACAAGCACAUGAACCACCUACCUUUACCGGCUGGUUCCUGGCUUGGGACACUUCCAAAUGGGAUACCGACCCAGUCGCCAGAGCCAUGACUUCUCUAAGAGUGGCCUAGGAUACUGUUAGGUGGUAUUGCUGUAGGCUGUGGAAAUGAACAUGUUGGGUGUGCUUUCUAGAAUUGAAUGUCUUCUUUAGGUACAAAUGCAUAAAUAUAAAUCAUGAAAUAGUAUGUGAACUGUGCAGAGGUAAGAAAUUGUAGACAUCUGAAUUACAUAGUAUAUGUUGACUGACUAUGUGAGCAGGUUUCAGGUCUCUCUAUACAUGAUUAAUGCAGGCUUUAUUCCCUGAGCGGCCUAUGUUUCAAAUGUGUUUUCUUUUUUAUUUAGUUUGUCUUAAAAGUGAAAUAUGAAAUACUAUAUGUUUAUCUUUAAUAUGAAACAAAAUGCAAUAUGUGGGUGCAUAAAACAAAGUCCUGUAAUAAGCAUUAUAUAAUGCUUCCUUUGCCAACUUUUUUUUUUUUUUUUAUCUGCUUUAACUGCUGAUUUUGAAAGUUAUAUGACAAAAAAUACAUGCAUUACUUAAUGGUUAGUAUUGUCUUAUAUUACAGUAUAGUCAUAAGCUGUUCAGUUGGUUGGAGCCACCAGUUUUGGUGUGCAGUAUUUCUCUUGGCUCUUAAAGUGACAAUUGUGAUACAGAUUUCUGGUCUGAUACUGAAUGAAAUUAAUGUAAAAGAAGCAUACAUUGUGUGACUUUUACAAAGAUGUGAUUGUCAUGACCUUUGGACCACCUGAUUGUUAACAGAGUUACAGAGAUCAGACAAAUUCGAAUUGUGCAUUUCACAGUAAGUGAUACUAUUUUUUUAAAAUAAUAAUAAUAAUAUGUAAUCAAUAAAAUAUAAAUGCAAAUUAUUAACAAAAGUGAAUUGCAGAUCUUUGUCUCAAACUAAAGAGUUUGAGGGUCUGGUUAUGAAAUCUAUGUGUCUGAACUUUUUUAGAUUUUAUUUUCCUGUGCAUUCUGCUUCCUGUUUUACCUAGACAAGUCACACUAGUACUUUCAGAAGGUAGUUACACUAAUGUGUUUUUUUUGUUUGUUUUUUUUAAAGAGCUGUGUUUUUUCUUUUUUUAAUUAUCAGGCACCCAUGUGAUGCAAUUAUGCAUUUAAUAUUUUAGACAUAACAGGUAUCUGCCACCAGUAUUCGUGCCAUCACACUGUCUGCAUGAAAAUUAAGUAAAUAAAAGGCAACUGUAGUGUGUCCCACCUCCAACAGAUGGCACUGCAACCACACCUACAUCAAUCCAAUAGGCUGCUGCCCUACUUGCUAAUCCAGAUAAUGCUCAUCUUUAGAAUGACAGAGUUGCUACCCCUGGCAACUGCACACUUAAUUAACCUGGUUUCUCUCUAGAACCUGUUUCUUUGGUUUCCCCUUAUGGUCAUAUGGUUGGAAGGUAUGUGACUGUAUGUGCAAUAUUUUACUUCGCUGAAAAACAUUGAUAUCCAAAAUCUCAAUUGUAUAUCUUAGUGUCUUCAUUACUUAUCGUAUUGUGUUUCUGUGUGAAUAAUGAGAGUAUAUAGCAAAUUGACAGUUUUCCUUGUGUAAACAAGAUGAAGAAUCUCUAGAAGUUAAGCUGGUAAAAAAAAAUAAAAAAUAGUGAGUGCCUGCAGUACAAUAUCUGUCUUACAGUAUACUUUUAUUGAUGUUGAAGCUGAAAACUAUUUUUUUUCUGUCUUAUAAAAAUCUUUGAAACAUACUUGAAAUAUCUAAAUACAGUUGUGCAGCCAAGACAUCCUAGACAUGUCUGUUCUGUACAUUCAGCUAUUGUACUAUAUACACAGAAAACGUGUCUCCUGGUAUAAUGUUGCUAUGUUUUCAGUAGUCCAGCUUAUGAUUUUAAAUGUAAACAGUAUGGGUUCUAGGUCACACUGAAUACAUUUAGUCUAGUGGCAUAGGUGUCAAAUUCCAUAAAUUAGGAAUACAAAUAAACGCUGACUAGAGCUUGUUUAUUUGUUGACAGACUGUUUAUAGGAAGUAAACUCUCAGCCUUUGGCCUCAAACUUCAGUACCUGUCUGUUCCAGAUCUGAAUCAGGCUUUUGAAAUACCAAAUCAGUUGCCCCCAAACCUCUGAAGGUUUACAGUGUUAAUUAAUAACAUUUAUUUUCAAUCACUACAGUGUACUAUACUGUAGAUAUAAAACACAUUGCAGUUUUUAAAUGAUAAAGAAGCAGUAAACAUACACAUUGCAGUGUUCAGUAUGUUACAUUGUGCUAUAGUCUGGCUGGAACAUUUCAACAUGGUUUUAACAAUAUUAAAUAAGGACAGGAGAGUGCUGACUCAUUGAACUCAGGCAAAACUUAAAGGGAGACCCCUAAGGUUCAAGCAAUUGAAUGUAUUUUGUGACAUAGUGCAAUCUAUUAGACAGUGGGUGGUACAAAUCAGCAUGCAAACAACUACAUCAUGCUUGUUCUUCUGCGAUCGUGGGAAGCACCCAUUUAGGUGUUUGCUUAGUUAAAAGUGACAAAAGUGACAAAGUGUCAGCCCAUAUCAGCAAAUGUGUGGAAUACCUAUGACAAAUGAACUGAUACCGUCAAAUAGGUGCCAAUCAGCCAUAGUGCUGAAAGUACCUGUAUGUUACCCAUAAUAGCAAAGUAUUCUGCCUGCACUAGAGUGGACAGUAAACAAUGUGAUCCAUUUGCAUUUCCUUCCAUCUGAUGAUGUAGAUAUCCUUCUGCCUGGUGUUGAUGGCUGAAGUGGAUCAGCUUAUUUUGCCUCCCUGGCACAUCAGCACACGCAACGGCUGCGAUGCAGGCUCCAGGGAUCAACCACAGUGCAGUCUACCCAGCGCCUCAACAUGACAACCGUCUGAUUUGAGUUGAUUAGGGUACAUCUCUGGAGUCUUCAAGUAUGCACCUUCCAUCCUUGGUGUUUCGUCAACUAGCCCACAACACCUCGACAGUGACUCUGGCGUCCCAGCAUCACACCCCUCCAUCCCCCACUCAGCUCAGCCCAACUGACUUACCUGUGCAUCAAUGUUCCUUUCUUUCUAUUGUGCUUGAAAUCCCCAACCAGAAUAUUUCCAUCUCAACCACAGCAAGUUGCUGCUCCUCUCUGCUGCUUCAGGUAAGUUCUUCACUCUGCGGCGCAACUCUUAACCACUGAAUUCGAUAUCUCUGAGAAACCGGGGUGUGUCACAAAUCGUUGAGAACCCACCUCCACUAGGUAAACUCGGGAAUCUCCAUCCUCGUUCUCCCACGUCAGCAGCUAGUUGAGCAUACCAAAGUUUCUUCCUCUCAUACGCCUUAACCACAGCAUCCUCCCAUGGCACUGUUAACUCUACAAGGUGAACGAGGCGUGCUGAUCCAGACCACAGGACAAUAUCUGGUCAAAGGUUAGUGGUGGCAAUCUCAGGUGGAAAAAUAAGCCGUUGACCAACAUCUGCCAGCAUUUUCCAGCAGCUUCCAGUUGUCCUAGACGAGGCUUGGUUUUAAUACUUUUUCUUGGUGGUUGCUCCCCUGGACGGAGGAAUGUUGUCCUUUGUGUGUAAUGUUUUGAUGGAACUGGUGGCAACUUAUUGGCCAUGUUAUGUUUGUCUUCCAAUGCUAAGGCCAAACAAUGCAGCACCUGGUCAUGACGUCAAGUAAACCGUCCUUGGCUAAGAGCCACCUUACAGCCUGUCAAAUUGUGCCUUAAUGUUGCUGGUGAUGAACACAAAGGACACGACAGAUCCUCUCCCACCCAGAGGUUUAGGUUCUGUGGUGAUGGGAGAACAUCAUAUGUUGGCCUGAUGAGGAAACUGAUCCUGCUAUGUUCCAUUAUCCAUAGGUCUCGCCAGCAGAUCUUGUGUUGUUCCACACUCUCCCAUCUCAUCCAUUCUCCCUGCUUGGCCUGGGAAACGGCAGUUACGCACCUCAUCCUCUCCUGCUUUUGCACCUCAUUGACUACCAGCUUCCUCCGUUGAGCUGAGGCUGCCUUGUGCCAUGUAGGAGGAGCUGAACUGAGACCAAGACCUCCUCUUCCAAGCUGAACAGCAGUCAGUUUUUCGGAGACCCGCAAAGCAUGGACCACAUCAGCUUGCAAGAUCAAGUUCAAUGGUAUCGAAGGGGGUCUUGCUCUGGGCUUAUAUUGGAUUUUCCCUCCAUUGAAUAUGUAGCCUAGAGUACAGUUUCUGGUUCUUACCACCUGGGGGACCUGGUUUAAUUGAGACCCCCUGGGGAAAUGUCUUACUGUACUCUCUAUUGUGACCUCCUGCAUGUCAGAGGUCAAUGUUUUUGUUUUCUAUUGUGAAGGUAAGCCACAUGGAAUUAUUCUCCCUUUUUAUCUAUGUUCAAGUCUUACUUUAAAAUUGCCAUCCAUUGUUAUUAUCAUUUGAUAUUAAUAAAUAAAUACCUGUUCAACCCCUUUUGAUUUAUAUUGGUUGUCAAAACAUGUUAUGUUAUGGUUAAAAAAAGAAAAAUCUUUAAAAAAAUGUCAGGUGAACCAAAGUUCACAGGAUCCUUGCUAUAAUACAAUACAAUACGAUACAAGUUUAUAUGUGUAUUUAAAAAUAUGCUGUUUUAUAUAUAACAUCAACUUUCUGUGUGAUUAUAUUAACCUGAGUCUACAAUAUAUUCCCUCUGAGCAGCAUAUCUUGUCAACUUUUCAGAUUAGUUUACUUUCAUAUACAGGUGUGUUAACAAAAUAUUGGACAAAGACUGUAGGGAUUUAUCACAAGCCUUUGAAUAAAAACCAGUAAGCAUACAGUGGUCAGUUCAGUUAUUUUCAUUUAAAUUUAAGCUACAGUGAACAUGUUAAAUAUAAUAGCCUUAUUUAAGUGUGCCAUUCUUGGGCUAAGCAGGUUCCAGACACCCUGUCUACUUGCUAAGACUAGUUCUUCAAUUAAAGUCACUACUUGUCUGAUAAGAACUGAUACUGUAGACAACUUUUCUAAUUUAAAUUAAAUGCUCGCUUCGGUUUUAAAGGCCUUGGAUUCAAAACUGCUGACGACCAGUAAAUCUCACUUUGACUGCCAAAAAGAACUUUCCAGGUAUACCACCACUCUGCUGCAAGCCGGUAAAUGCGAGGCUACUUUUCUUACAGUAAGUCUAUUGUGUACUAAAGUUAAUAAAUACAGUUUACACGUUAUGGUCUUAUAUUCAAACUUAACAGUUCCUGUUUUUUAUUGCAGUAAAACCUUUAUAUAAACUAAACAUUUAUCGAGAUUGCUCAUUAUAGAGAUUAUCUUGGCUUUUAAAUUGCUGACCAUCAAAAAAUUCUAGCUUCAUCAGCCAAAACCAAUGAGUCAUCUCCAACACUGCUGUUACUACAAGCAGGUAAGAACAAGGUUACAAAUGUACUUAUUUUCCUUCAAUCGGUUCACUGUAUACUUAAAGUUAUUAUAUUAGGUUUCUUAUUUAUUUAAAUACGUUUGUUUUUUCUUACUAUAAUCAAACCUAGUUCGAUUGCUUCUGGCAUAUUAACUCUGUUCCAUAAAAUUUGCCAUUCUGCUCUCGUUGGAUCAGAAUGUUUUAAGGCACUGAGUCCAAUUUAAAAAGAUGCUUUUGCCUGAUAAGGGAGGUUUGGAACUUUCAGCAGGUCGGCCUGACAUUUUAAUACCAGGAGCUCUCUUUUUCAGACCUUACACAGACGUAUUCAAAAGGAUACAAAAUACAGAAUACUUCAACAUUACUAUUAGCAGCGUAUUUCAAUCUAUAGCAUCCAAUCCAUAUCUAAUAAGUCAGCUUGUUCCCAGCAAGAUUCAAUUCUCCUCCUGGCUCAGCUCGAAGUGGCUCUGUGAACACCACAACAGGCCAUACACAGAUCUGCUAAUAAUAUUUUCUACUGGUUUUAUAUUCUUUAAAACACAUUGCAGUCAUUACAAUAUUUGUUGCAGUUUCACAAAAGUUCAAUUUGUAGCCCAACGAUCAUCCUGCUUCCAGUAGCGGUGACAGUCCUUAAAAGAAUAAUACCUGCAAAAACUUAAAUCUUAUUAGCUGGGCUCCCAUCUCUACAUUCUCAUUCUCAUCGUCAGUGGAUAAACACAUUUUAACCGAAUCUGGGUCCAUUAAAGAACCGCACAUCCUUGCAACCGAGGCCUUCCAUGCAAAAGGAUCUAAUGACUUAAAGCACAAAAGGGACAUGCCAUAACUGUCUGCGACACCUGGGUUGGAGACCCCUGAUCUAGAUGGUACAGCUCUAUUGCAGUUGCCAUAGCUAAUCCAGCGAGCUUCUCUAGUGCAGCCAGCAUCAGGAAUACUGUAGUGAGUUUCUUAUGUGUGUCCCUGGAUUUGGAAUACAAAAUCACCUUGAGCUACAGCUGUAAAUCAGUAAGUAUGCUCAUGGUUAUGAUUGGUGUCUGAAUUAUUUGCAACAAUCCUUCAACAAAGCCAUUGUUGCUUUGUAUAUGUUCAUUGUUUGUUAUAGAUGUAGGUGACCUAUAAGUGCACACAAAGAUGACCGAAUCUAAGCCUAAAGACUCACUACUGCUUCAGGCCUAUUUAAAUUGAGCCGCAGAUUAAUCUGUAAUGGGGAUUAAGAAACAAAUGUGUUUUGUAAGAUUAGUGAACAUUAAAAACAUACUGAGCAUGCAUCGGAAAAGCCCCUGAGAUGGAAAAAUAA
Acipenser ruthenus (sterlet) is the source of this 8910-nucleotide messenger RNA. Its product is annotated as scinderin. Gene Ontology annotation, molecular function: actin filament binding; phosphatidylinositol-4,5-bisphosphate binding. Gene Ontology annotation, biological process: barbed-end actin filament capping; actin filament severing; actin polymerization or depolymerization. NCBI's taxonomy places the organism in Eukaryota, Metazoa, Chordata, Actinopteri, Acipenseriformes, Acipenseridae. Gene Ontology annotation, cellular component: cytoplasm; actin cytoskeleton. The coding region runs from base 252 to 2435 and encodes 727 amino acids. The transcript is spliced from 16 exons. The record is from RefSeq and is a predicted model, not a curated record.